GCUAUCACGCACGCGUGCACGCGCACAGACUCCUGAAACUGGCCAACGCGCAAGCGCGAGGCUGGUAAACCAUGGCGGAUUCAGGAAGGGAAGAUAUAGCGGUGAUUGGAAACACAGAUCUAACUCCUUCAGAGUCGGAAAACAACUUAAAGAACACGAUGGCUGAAAAAGGGACAAGUCUUUUGAAGAUGAUGGAGAUCAGUGUGGCUGAAGCAGAGAAGAGGACCGGGAAGAAUGCCGUCAACAUGCAGGAGACUUAUACAGUUUAUCUUAUAGAGACAAGGCCAGUGGAUGCUGCAUCAGAAGGGACCAAUCCUGUCCCAGAUUCACUGUGGAGGCGUUACAGCGAGUUUGAGCUCCUUCGAAACUAUUUGUUAGUCACCUAUCCAUUUUUGGUGGUUCCACCAUUGCCUGAAAAACGGGCUGAAUUUGUUUGGCACAAGCUGUCAGCAGACAACAUGGACCCUGACUUUGUGGAGAGGCGUAGGGUGGGACUGGAGAACUUCCUGCUCCGAGUGGCCUCUCACCCAGACCUGUCCAGUGACAAGAUCUUCUAUUCGUUCCUCACUGAGGAAAAUGGUUGGAAGGAAACAGUGUUUGAAACAGGAUUUCAGGCGAAGGCCGAUUCAAGAUUAAAGGCUUUAAAUGCCACAUUCAGAGUGAAGAAUCCAGACAAGCGAUUUGCAGAAAUGAAACACUACGGUGAUGAGCUGCAGUCUGUUAUUUCGCAGCUGCUGAGGGUUCGGGCGAGAGCAGCUGAUCGCCUGUAUGGAGUCUACAAAGUGCAUGGAAAUUAUGGCAGAGUCUUUAGUGAGUGGAGUGCCAUUGAGAAAGAGAUGGGAGAUGGGCUGCAGAGCGCCGGCCAUCACAUGGACGCGUAUGCUGCUUCGGUCGAUGAUAUUCUAGAGGAAGAGGAGCAUUAUGCUGAUCAGCUGAAGGAGUACCUUUUCUACGCAGAUGCAUUAAGGGCAGUGUGUAGGAAGCAUGAACUGACACAGUAUGAACUAGAGAUGGCCGCCCAGGAUCUGACCUCUAAGAAACAGCAGCGGGAGGAGCUCGCCACAGGGAUGAUACGGACCUUCUCUCUGAAGGGAAUGACCAGUAAACUGUUUGGACAAGAGACCCCAGAACAGAGAGAGGCCAAGCUGAAAAUGCUGGAGACACAGAUUGAAGAAGGAGAGGAACUGGUCAAAGAAAGAAACGCAGAAUGCGAGGAGUUUGUGAAAAGUGCAUGGGUGGACAUUGAGAGGUUUAAAGAGCAGAAAGACCACGAUCUCAGAGAGGCUCUCAUCAGCUAUGCCAUCAUGCAGAUCAGCAUGUGCAAAAAAGGAAUUCAAGUGUGGAACAACGCUAAAGAGUGCUUCAGUAAGAUGUGAGGGUUCCAGCCACAACAACCAGAACACCAGGAGGCCUUGGAGAUGUCAAUCCAGAAAAGCACACCCUCCUAGAGACUGACCUUGGGGACUUAAGUCUUCCUCUCAAUCCUAAACAUUUGUCAGCCUCUUGUACCAGACGUUCUGGUGUAAAUAGAUAUCAAAUAUAAUAGUUUAGGAGUCCAAAUAAUAAAUGAAUGGGGUGCUGUUUUAUUUAUUUCCAUGUUCCGAGCCAGAUUUUAGACCUGGUUAAUUUUGUUACUGUACUAAUUUGACCUACACAAGAGUUUGUGAAGGUAACCGAUAAUUCUUAACACUUCAGACAGAAACACACAAUGACUUAACACUUCAGACAGAAACAAAAAAAAUACUUUAUUAUUGAUUAAUCUUGAACUAUGGAAUCACUUUAUAAUUUCUUAAUGUCUUUUCCUUUAUGCUUUUUGAUGCCAAAGUGUGUUAAAAUCAAUUCCUUUUUUUAUAUAUAUACUUUUCUUUAACUCUUUACUGCUUUAGUUCACCAUAAAACACAAAAGCACAGAUUAAAACUGUAUAGGCCAAAUAAGAGGGUGGGUUUUUCAAGUGAAUCCAGCAGUUCCAUUUUUAUCGUACCCCACACCCCUCCUCAUAAUGGUGGUCUCGCACAUCUGGAACGUAUCCAGUUUCUGCGGGACAUGCAAAAUGAUCUUUAUCACCUGGCGCAGAGGACACCAAAAGUCAGAUUUCCUAUGAAAGAAAAGAAACUUGUCUUAUUUGCAUGCAAACUAAAUUUUCCCUAAUGCCCAUACAGCAAACAAAGAGGCGUAAUUUCAUCAUAAUGUGCUGGUCUGUCACUUUUCUGCACAUUUAGCCGUAAAAACAUAAGCUGUUUGUGACCACGGAUCCCCUCCCUUUAUAUGGUUCAGUUCAUCUGAGAAAUAUUAAUAUGCUGUUUAUGCCUUAUUCAAGACUUAACUCUGCAUAUCUUUGUUGCCACAGCUUCUGUAUGAAUGCCAUAUUUGUCAUCUGUUAUGAUGAGUGGGUGGGUCAGUGUUUUGAUAUAAAUCUUGCUGAAGGAAUACGAAGGUCACAGGAAAGGCAGGAUAUAAUAAUUUCCUCAUUUUAGAGCUGCAUGUGUAACUCCGCCUGACCCCUGGACAUUCGGUUCAUUUGUUUUUUGGUUUAGAGUGGGGCAGAGAUAACCCUUUUGUAUAUAUACUGUUAAAAUUGUUGUGUAACACUAAUGGUAAUGAUAAUAAUAAAAAAACUACCCAUUA
Messenger RNA from Carassius gibelio (silver crucian carp), 2626 nucleotides. It is a transcript of the gene snx4, whose product is annotated as sorting nexin 4. The record is from RefSeq and is a predicted model, not a curated record. Gene Ontology annotation, molecular function: phosphatidylinositol binding. NCBI's taxonomy places the organism in Eukaryota, Metazoa, Chordata, Actinopteri, Cypriniformes, Cyprinidae. Bases 72 to 1376 code for a protein of 434 amino acids. The transcript is spliced from 14 exons. Gene Ontology annotation, biological process: protein transport.